Magallana angulata is the source of this 2132-nucleotide messenger RNA. RefSeq names its product phosphatidylinositol N-acetylglucosaminyltransferase subunit Q-like. The transcript has 9 exons. Gene Ontology annotation, cellular component: endoplasmic reticulum; membrane. NCBI's taxonomy places the organism in Eukaryota, Metazoa, Mollusca, Bivalvia, Ostreida, Ostreidae. The record is from RefSeq and is a predicted model, not a curated record. The coding region runs from base 115 to 1668 and encodes 517 amino acids. Gene Ontology annotation, biological process: GPI anchor biosynthetic process.
CGGAUAUCAAAGUGUACAAAGUGAAAGUUGCUAUGCAUUUUCAUUUUGUUCACAGGCUGCUGCUCAUGGCGGGGGAUUUGAUAGUUGAAAUAUUACAAUAACCGAAUAGAAAUCAUGUGGAAUGUGUUUGUGCCUUCCUGUAUACUUAAUCGAAAAUCGGGUAAACUUUAUGGAAGAGUUAUAGGGGAAGAGAGAUUAGUUCUUAUUGAUGAAGACAGUGUGCAUGCUACACAUGAAGGUGACAAAUCAAUAGGUACAUUCAGGAAGCUAGUUGAGGAAGAGUCAAAUGAAAAUAAAAACAAAAUAAAAAGUUCUAAUAAAUGCAUUUUUAUUGAUUUGUGUUGCAACACUAAUGGAGAUAUUAGUUGUGAAAUUAUAAAUAAUUCUGAAAAACUUGAGUGCAACGUAGUGGUUUUUGAACCCCAGCAGUUUGUUGACUCAUAUUUUCUAAAGUGGAGCAAGUUGACAGAAACCAAAAGUGAAAACAUUGUAGAUACUUUGUCCAGAUUGUUGAGCUUGGUUGAUUUAAAUGAUGCAAGGACAGUUCUCCUUCAGAAACUGCAAUGUAUGGUGAUAUUUUUAUUCCAGAUUAUCGGAUAUCUCCUAGAUAACAGGGUUGCUAGACUUGGACCCCUCAAGUUUGUUGCAAGUUGUUCCUCAUUACUGGAUCAUCAGAUCUCUAGGAGACAAGAAUACCUGAAUGCCAGAGGAGGUGACCACCGCUUGUCAAGGACACAACUUGGAUUAGCAAAUGUGUGUUUGAGACAAUUUUUGGACACAAUGCUUGGGAUGACAGUAAUGUACGUUUUCUUUCACAACAACCUGUCUGAUCAACUAGCAGCAGACAUUAUCACCUGGGCCUAUGCUGUUGCUGACUAUCUCUAUUCGCUAGUCACAUGGUUGAUGGGUGCUCCAGCAGGACUAAAACUAAACAAGCAACUGACUGAAUUUUUAGGACACUUCUUCCUCUACCAUAUACACUUAUGGAAAGGAUAUCUAGUAAUCUUACAGCCAGUGUUAAGCAGUGUGCUGUGGUCUGCGUCCCUGUUAGGGGUACUGGGAUUGACUUCACAGUUGUGCUUCCUACGAGAUGUGUUGUCUAUGAUGACCUUGCACAUAUACUGCUUCUAUGUUUAUGCUGCUAGAAUAUACCAGUUCCAAGUGUAUGCGCUGUCAGCUUUCUGGCGUCUAUUUAGAGGGAAGAAAUGGAACAUGCUGCGCCAGCGUUUGGAUUCAGUUCGUUACAACGUGGAUCAACUUUUCCUAGGAACUCUUCUGUUUACCAUACUUCUCUUCACACUACCAACAUUUGCGUUAUAUUAUGUUGUCUUUACAUUGCUCCGUCUUAUUGUAUUGACAGCUCACCAAGCAAUCCACACUAUCGUACAGACAAUUGACACUUUCCCGCUGUUUUCGGUAGUGAUGUGGUGUUUAAACUUUAGACAAAUGACAGGAGAUGUUUUAUUCACUUGUGUUACACAGAAAUCCAGCAAUUUGUUACCUGUAUUUUCACUCCAAAUUAUACAGAUGCCAAUUAGAAAACUCCUCUCAAGAUCUGAAAAUCCAUUUCGAAAAGCACAGGAAAAGAAAUACCUCUGGAGCAGUUUAAUUGGGGAUCUUGUAUGGGGACGUUUAAUUUAUCCAUGGGUAGAAGUUUCUCAUCCCUAAUAAAAUUUGUUUUAUGAAAUUUUGAUUUGUUUUUAUGUUUGUUUGGUAUGCAUUAGCUUUUUGCUAAUUUCUUUCCAAUUGAUCAUGAAUGGUAUCUAUGUGUGUGCAUGCACAUAAUCUAAAUAGUUGAACGCUUCCAAACAUUAGAAAAAAAGUAUAAAAAAUUUGUUGUAAAUUGAUAUUACAUAUUUUUUUUAUAAACUUGAGGCCCAAAGGUCUUUUUUGUCACCUGAGUACAUGUACCAUAGUGUUUACAUAGACAUGUUGGGAGAUCUCAAACAUUUAAGCCUCAAUGUAAGGAAUAAGGAAUCAUUCUUUGAAUAUCAUGUGAUGAUCAAAUCGAUCGGGAUGAUCAAAUCCAAGAAAUCCCGAAAGUUGGCGAAAUGAGAAAGAGCGCUAUAUACCUCUUUUUCUUAAUAGUGCAGAGAAAUAUUCUUUUAUUGUUAUAGCUUAACCCCCCCCCC